Molecule: messenger RNA, 896 nt
Organism: Eruca vesicaria subsp. sativa (arugula)
Lineage: Eukaryota; Viridiplantae; Streptophyta; Magnoliopsida; Brassicales; Brassicaceae
Source: the annotation of a GenBank genome assembly
AGGAAGUUGAUUGAAGAUAUCAAAGAGUACGAUGGCGACGACCCUCUCCUUCCAUGGAUCCAGUGCAAGAGUAUGUUGAAGCUGCAACAUUUUACAAGUUCAGUGUGUCAGGAACACUCUCUACUAUCGAGAUUAACGCUACUCUUUUACCUCUUAGUGACCCUUCUUUGGAGCCGCUGCAGAUCAACAUCCUUGACUAUAUUCUCGGGCUUGCGGAUUUGACUGGAGAGCUAAUGAGGAUGGCUAUUGGUAGAAUCUCAGACGGUGAAGUCGAGUUCGCGCAGAGGAUUUGUCAGAUAGUGAGACAGAUUCAUAGGGAACUGUUCCUGGUCGUGCCGCAGGUGGAUGAUAGUUAUGAUAUGAAGUCAAAGAUGGAAGUGAUUCUUCAAAGUGUGAUCAAGAUAGAGAAUGCUUGCUUUAGCGUUCAUGUGCGAGGAUCAGAAUAUAUUCCUCUGCUUGGAGAUGAUGCACCAAUGUCAUUCCUAUUGGGAGGUGCUGAUGUUGAAUGAUUUAAGAAGUUUCUCAGAAACCCAUUGUGAGAACUCUUGCUUCCUCUUUUGACGUUUUUGUUGACGAUGAAAAAGAAUGUACAGAACACGGAGGAGAGAAGAAGGAGAAGAGUGAAAACCAAUUCAUCAUCAUCAUCAAAUGCUCUGCCGCUUAAUGAUGGCCAUGAGAUUAAGAAAGAAACAGAGCUGCUGUGAAAGAAGCCAUUAAGACAUUUCCCACCCAACAGCUUCCUUAGAUGAUGACGUUCAUCAUCAUCUCCACCAACAAUCAUACCAUACACGAUCUUCUGAGUUUGAGUUUUGUGCUUUUGUCUAUAAAGCUCCUUCUAUUUUGUUUCAUGUUUGGAUUUGUUUUAGUGAUGUACUGAGGUUUUUAUGUACUAUGAU